UUCUACGUGGUUAGUUUUUCUCGGGAUCGAUCACGAAAAGGGGUCGCUUAUUCGAUGAAAUUUGUGUUAAAUUUUCCAGCAGCUCGGUGUCAAUACGGUGAUAAGUAGGUUAUAGCAAUAAUCGGGUCGACAAACUCAAACACGCGCUUGUUACGGCAUCAAUCCUCUGCCUCCCGGUUUGACCCCAAUGUGAGAAUCUAAUCGCGAACAAGAUCUAGUUGGCUGGUGUUUACAAACUGUGGUGCUGAGAUUGCAAGAUGGCCGACGAAUUAUCGCAACAGAGGCAGCAACAGAUACUGCAAGAGUUAAGCGAGAGUUUAGAGUGUCAUAUUUGUUUGAAGACGACGGACGAUCCGCAUCUUUGUCCGAAGUGUUCGAAGUUCUUCUGUUACGGCUGCAUUCGUGAUUGGUUACAAAAGUCCGGCCGGGAUGUCUGUCCCAACUGUCAGGGUACGGUCUGUCUGGCGGAGUUCGUGAAACUCCGCUGGGAUAGUGGGAUCGAGUCACUGCGGAAUUUAGUUUCGAAACCGGCUACCACUGUCGAAACGGGUAAAAGUCUGGAUGCAGCGCUCCGGAAGGCACAGGAAACCUUUCAAAUCACAACGGAACGAAUUGACCAAACUUUAUCCGGUCGAAAGGAAGCUCUCAAGAAAGCCCGAGAUGAGCUAAUCAAAUCGAUCAACAUGCUGGUGCAGCAGGAGUUUCGUGAGAUCAAUCAACAGUACAACGGUAAGCUGACGGAAGUGGAUGCUUGGAACACGAUCCUGUCGAAGGAACUCGACAAGGUAGAGGUUAGUCUGUGUUCGAUUCAAGUCAGUAGUACCAGCGGGGAAUGUUCGCCGGAAGAGGAACAACAGCUGGAGCAGCAGUGUCAGGUUGUCACCAAGAAGCUGGAACUGCUGGCUCCGAAUGUUCCCGAGUACCGGUUCAGCUGUAAGCUGAUGCCGGCUCCGGCUACGUGGAGAUUCACGGUGAGAAACUUCGGUCAAGCACGCACCGCCAAUCAGGUCCAGUAUUCGGAUCUGGUGCGGGACGAUCUGGGCAAUACCUGGCGACUCGAGAUUCAUCCGAACGGGUUCGACGAUGCACGCAACGUCAGUCUGAGCGUGUUUUUGCAACUUUAUGAAGGAGUGGAAGGAAGGUAUCGCUUCGUCAUUGAACUGCUCCACCGAACUCAUCCGCAUUCGUACGAAGACGAGGACCUUUUCCAGCUUCGCAAGGGUUGGGGCCAAAACCAUUUCGUAGAUUUGAAGCUGCUGUUCGAUGAGUUUUUGGAAAAUGAUUCCUUCGAAUUGCGUUUCUCCGUACGACCGACGGAUCUGAUAGAGAAGUACAACUGCCUGCGAAAGUACGCCGACAAGUUGGAAGGGGACAACUCAGCCCUACGGGAGGAGUGUUCGGUGGACUGCAUCAACGAAGUAUGCUGCAUUAGAAAUGUCACCGAAGCGACUAACACCGGUGCUUGUCUGUACUCGGAUACGUUCCAAGACGAUUUGGGUGGCUCUUGGCGGCUGCAGAUCUUCCCAGGUGGAAAUGGCGAUGUCAAAGGAAUGUUCGCUGGCAUUUUUGUGGAACUCGUGGAAGGAAUUCCAAAUGUGUACGAAUUCUCGGUAGAUCUGAUCAACGAAUCACCGAAAAAAUCCAUCAAGAAAACGUUGGAACACAACUUUCAACCGUGGAUGCCGUUCGGUUGGAAAAAUUUUGUCUCUCGAGAGGACCUGCUGACGGGAGGUUUCGUCAAGAAGGACGCCCUGAUGAUCCGGCUCACCGUGCGACCACCCACCGUUGGACAGAAGUUCAGCUACCUGCGCCAGUAUCACGACAAAACCGUGCGGGAUCUUGCCCAAGCUCAAUCGAAACCGUCCACGUCACUUCUGAACAACAAAACCUUCGAGGCUCCGAUCAGCUUUUUCAAGAAAAUACUUCCGAGAACACCCAGCCAGGAGCAAGCUCCCUCCACCGGUCAGUUGAAGUGAGAAUCGUGCCAGUGUAAAACCCACGCAACUGGAACAAAACACUUGUCCUGUCAAA
Messenger RNA from Malaya genurostris, 2031 nucleotides. RefSeq names its product E3 ubiquitin-protein ligase TRIM37-like. Gene Ontology annotation, biological process: negative regulation of centriole replication; protein autoubiquitination. The record is from RefSeq and is a predicted model, not a curated record. The transcript is spliced from 4 exons. Lineage: Eukaryota; Metazoa; Arthropoda; Insecta; Diptera; Culicidae. Gene Ontology annotation, molecular function: ubiquitin protein ligase binding; tumor necrosis factor receptor binding; ubiquitin protein ligase activity. Bases 258 to 1976 code for a protein of 572 amino acids. Gene Ontology annotation, cellular component: peroxisome; aggresome.